Molecule: messenger RNA, 1251 nt
Organism: Medicago truncatula (barrel medic)
Lineage: Eukaryota; Viridiplantae; Streptophyta; Magnoliopsida; Fabales; Fabaceae
Product: syntaxin-71
Exons: 9
Coding region: 167-964 (265 amino acids)
Biological process (GO): vesicle fusion; intracellular protein transport
Cellular component (GO): membrane; endomembrane system; SNARE complex
Molecular function (GO): SNARE binding; SNAP receptor activity
Source: RefSeq, a predicted model, not a curated record
UCAUGUUUGUAUUGCUACAGCUGUGUCGUGUCCCUGAUAUCUCUCUCUCUCUUUUGAAACCUUUGUCGAGUUCAGCCACAACUAAAAACACAACAGAUCCAACUCCAAAUUCAUCACAGUUCCUGUUGACUCUAGUCAAAAUCAAAUUUCAAUCCAAAACAACACUAUGAGCGUAAUCGAUCUUCUUACACGAGUCGAUUCAAUCUGCAAAAAAUACGAUAAAUACGACCUCGACAAGCAGAACAAUGCCAAUGUCUCCGGCGACGAUGCUUUUGUCCGUCUCUACGCCUCCGUCGACUCCGACAUCGAAGCCCUUCUUCAAAAAGCAGAAAAAGCUUCUAAUGAAAGAGGGAAGGCAUCUGCUGUAGCGAUCAAUGCGGAGAUUCGUCGUACUAAGGCCAGGUUGUUGGAGGAAGUUCCUAAGUUGCAGAGGUUGGCUCUCAAAAAGGUAAAAGGCCUUGAGUCGCAAGAAUUUGCUGCCCGUAAUGAUUUGGUUCUUGCACUGCCAGAAAGAAUCCAAGCUAUCCCAGAUGGGACUCCUGUUGCGCCAAAACAAACUGGUGGCUGGGCAUCUUCUGCCUCACGCCCUGAAAUUAAAUUUGAUUCGGAUGGCCGAUUUGACGACGAGUACUUCCAAUCUACUGAGCAAUCAAAUCAAUUCAAGCAGGAAUAUGAAAUGCGUAGAAUCAAACAGGAUCAAGGUUUGGAUAUGAUUGCAGAAGGAUUGGAUACUUUGAAAGACAUGGCGCAUGACAUGAAUGAGGAACUGGAUAGACAAGUUCCCCUAAUGGAUGAGAUUGACGCUAAGGUGGACAAAGCAUCCUCUGAUCUUAAGAAUACUAAUGUUAGACUUAAGGACACAGUUAAUCAGCUUCGAUCCAGUCGAAACUUCUGUAUUGAUAUUGUUUUGCUGAUUAUAAUUCUGGGAAUUGCUGCCUACUUAUACAAUGUGCUAAAGAAAUGAUAUGAUACAGGAAGACUGUCAAUGUAUUCCCAUGAUGCCUGUAUUAAUUUGACAAUAUUGUGUCUGAUUUAUUUUUUUAAUCUUAUCAUUGUGAAAAUUUCCACCCAUCUUGAGAGAUACUGUCCUUUACUUACAGCCCUGUGCAUGCUGUUAUGGUUUUUUUUUUUUUUUUUUUUUUUUUUUUUUUUUUUAACCCUAAGUAUGUUAAAUAGCUGCGGCUUGUUUUAUGUACUUGUCCAGUGUCGUACUUGGUGAAUUAAUGAGAGAUAUCCUUGUGUUUUAUAUAA